This is a messenger RNA of Acanthoscelides obtectus, 544 nucleotides long. NCBI's taxonomy places the organism in Eukaryota, Metazoa, Arthropoda, Insecta, Coleoptera, Chrysomelidae. The record is from the annotation of a GenBank genome assembly.
AUGUCUUCCGACGAGGAAAUGCCAAAUCAAGAAGAGUCCCAAAAUGAAGAUUUGCAGUUAGCCUUUGUUACGAUGUUAGAAGUCUACAAAAUUAUUCUGGAUAAAAAAAUGACACCUCCCGUUAAGUCUGCCAAAGACAAAGCACUUAAAGAAUUCACAGAGACGUAUAACAGAAAUACAAAACAAAAUUUAGAUGCAAAACAAGUAUUAAAAAAAGUUAAUAAUAUGAAAAGAGGUGUAACUGCGUUCACUAGUCAAGACGUUGAUAUAUGAUUGACCGAUGAAGAGAAUCAAAUACCUUUUUGUGAUGAUAAAGAAUUAAUGGCUAAAUUACGAAAGAAAUUACUACUUCAACAAAUCAACACUGCCGCAGCUCAAGAAAAAGCUGCUAUAGCUCAAGAAAAGGCCGCUCUAGCUGUCGAAAGGACCGCAGGAGCUGUAGAGCAAUUCGUAGAAGAUUACUUUGCACGACAACAGGCGAGCUUUUGAAUUCAUUUGGAUUCAAAAAUACCUACUGAUUAAUAUGUUUUUUUUUUGUUAAAAG